This is a messenger RNA of Cherax quadricarinatus, 1595 nucleotides long. The record is from RefSeq and is a predicted model, not a curated record. Lineage: Eukaryota; Metazoa; Arthropoda; Malacostraca; Decapoda; Parastacidae.
UGCCGGUGGUGGUAGUGCAGAAUGCCCGGCGUGCCGGUGGUGUCAGUGGUGGUGCCCACAGUACUCACUCCUGCAAACAUCGCCUCUUCGGGUUUAGCGAAUUUCGUGAAUAAUAAUAAUAAGAACAACGCACCCUUUCUCUCCAGGUGUAAAUCUGAUAGUUGUUUACAGCAGCAGACUCCUACUUGGUAUUUGUUUACAACUCCAAGUGUAAAUCUAACUCGAGGCAAAAUACACAAGAGUGUCAGAGUUUUAUUUUGUAUUGUCUAGCGGUCCUUGUUGUUUGGUCGUGUGUUUUAAUGAGUCAAGACGCGCACACGGGCGUGCACAUGGAGACAAACUCGGCCAACAGACGGGCUAGAUACUGCCAUAGUGUGGCCACUUGUAGCCAGAGUGUUGACAUGUGUUGUCAUAGUGUCGACAGAAUGGCAACAGGGGCCGGUCGGAGCCAGCUCAAGGCUAAACUUCGACAGCUUUCAGAGAGUUAUGACCACCGUCUCUCCUCCGACAAGUUCCUCUUCUCCGCCUUUCCGCCUGUCUUCUCCCCGAUCAGUCCGUCACCGACCAGCCAGUCACCGACCAACCAGUCGCCGACCGACCAGUCACCGACCGGUUCAUCGCCGGCCAGUUCAAGUCAUAACAUGUUGCCGAUAAACACAACCCCGACCCAGUUAUCCUCGACCAGCCCCUCGCCGACCAGUUUAUGGUCGGUGAGUUUACGUCUUUCCACUCCGUCACCGACCAGGUCAUCACCGACGUAUGUGAAACCGACCAAGCCUCCACUUACUAGGACAUCGGCGAUCAGAAUGUCACCGACCAGCGAGUCACCGACUUAUCUGUCACCAAAUAGUCACUCGCCGAUCUGUUACUCGCCGACCAGUCUGCCGCCGACCAAGCAAUCGUCGGUCGACCAGUCGCCAGCCACCGAGUCGCCAGCCACCGAGUCACCACCCACCGAGUCACCAGCCACCGAGUCACCACCCACCGAGUCACCACCCACCGAGUCACCACCCACCGAGUCACCACCCACCGAGUCACCAGCCAGCCAAUCACCAGUCAACAGGUCACCGACCAGCCAAUCGCAAAUUACUCAGCUGCCGGCUAAUCAUUUAUCGAUCACGCUGGCGAAGUCGGCUUGUGGAAGGGAGACAUCGACCUGCUCUUCCCCGACGAUCCUUCGACUGAAUGCCCCAGGUAUCUACUUGACAUAUCAAAUAGGAUAUAUUAUCUCUGUAUUUCUCAAUAAGUGGGCAGUUAGGCAUAUUGUAUUGAAGAUAGUGAUCAUAGGUCUGGCCACAUACUUUGCAUAUAGUUUGAUCAUCUCUGUGUCUGCCGAACUGCCAGAGGAUGGCCUCAUCACUCAGGCUGUUGGUGCUGGUCGCUCGCAGUCCAACGUAGGUACCACAGCCCGUCUUAUAAGGAUGCCAUCACUCAGCUGUUGUGCUGGUCGUCGCAUCCACGUAGGCACCGCCGUCAAUCAGACUGACUUGUGUUACGAGGAACGACCGCACCACAACUCCCGGUUCAGAUCAACUUUGAUAGUAUCUGUAGUGCCGCUUCACAAUCCGACUUGUGCAGUUUUAAAAAUAGAUUAG